Molecule: messenger RNA, 556 nt
Organism: Chiroxiphia lanceolata (lance-tailed manakin)
Lineage: Eukaryota; Metazoa; Chordata; Aves; Passeriformes; Pipridae
Product: serine/threonine-protein kinase PAK 2-like
Exons: 4
Coding region: 71-556 (161 amino acids)
Biological process (GO): regulation of MAPK cascade; protein phosphorylation; intracellular signal transduction
Cellular component (GO): cytoplasm
Molecular function (GO): ATP binding; protein serine/threonine kinase activity
Source: RefSeq, a predicted model, not a curated record
AGCCCUGGACUUCCUUCAUUCAAAUCGAGUGAUCCACAGAGACAUCAAAAGUGACAAUAUUCUUCUGGGAAUGGAUGGAUCUGUCAAAUUGAUUGAUUUUGGCUUAUGUGCUUGGCUUCAGCCGCAGCGGAAGACAUGGAGGUCAUUUUUUGCAACUCCUUUCUAUAUGGCAUCAGAAAUGUUGAGAAGAGACAGAUAUGAUGCCAAAGUGGACAUCUGGGCCCUUGGCAUCACGGCACUAGAAAUGGUGGAUGGUCCUACACAGCCUAAGGACGUGCCACCCCAGCAGGAGACUCACAGAAACCUGUCGCCUGUGUUCCGUUCCUUCCUGCAGUCCUGCCUGAACCAGAAUGCGAAGCGUCGAUGGACGGCCAGGAAGCUGCUGCAGCAUCCGUUUUUAAAAAAAUCCAAGAGUCUUGACGAGAUGGCUCCUCUGAUUGAUGCAGCCAGGAGAUCCACAACACAGGCAUCAGAACCUCUGCUGGCUCCCUCUGAUUCUGGACAAGAGGGUAAAGAAGAGAAAGCAGAGAAGGAAGUUAUCAAAGCAAAGCCUUAA